Coniosporium apollinis CBS 100218 is the source of this 3363-nucleotide messenger RNA. RefSeq names its product nitrite reductase [NAD(P)H]. The record is from RefSeq and is a predicted model, not a curated record. The transcript is spliced from 5 exons. Gene Ontology annotation, molecular function: heme binding; 2 iron, 2 sulfur cluster binding; nitrite reductase [NAD(P)H] activity. NCBI's taxonomy places the organism in Eukaryota, Fungi, Ascomycota, Dothideomycetes. The coding region runs from base 1 to 3363 and encodes 1120 amino acids.
AUGAGCAACAGCGAGUGGAACGAUGCGGAGGCCAACAGGCUGCCGGAGAAGGUGGCCGAGUUAGAGAAGGGAGGGGAGAUACCCAAGGAUUCGAAGAGGAAGAAGGUGGUGGUAGUCGGCCUGGGUAUGGUCGGCGUGGCCUUCAUCGAAAAACUCAUGAAGCUCGACGUUAAGAGGCGCGAAUACGACAUCAUUGUCAUUGGCGAAGAACCGCAUUUGGCGUACAACCGCGUGGGCCUGACGAGCUUCUUCCAGCACCGGCAGGUCGAGAACCUGUAUCUGAAUCCGAAAGAAUGGUAUGCAAGCAUGCCGGAAGGAUCCCUCAACUACCACCUCAACACACUAGUCACCGAAAUAAACUCGAACGAAAAGACGGUCAAGACAUCCGCCGGCGACACCGUAUCCUACGAUAUCCUCGUUCUAGCCACAGGCUCCGAUGCCGUUCUUCCGCGGCAUACGCCAGGCUAUGACGCGAAGGGCGUGUUCGUAUACCGCACAAUCGAUGAUCUGCAGAAGCUCAUCGAGUUUGCAAGCACAAGGAAAGGCACAACCGGUGUAACAGUCGGCGGAGGCCUACUGGGGCUGGAGGCAGCGAAGGCUAUGAUGGAUCUGGAAGAUUUCGGCAAGGUCGCAUUGAUCGAGCGAAAUCGAUGGGUUCUGUCGCGGCAACUGGAUGCCGACGCCGGCGGCAUGGUUGUCGAGCAAGUGCGGGCGCUUGGUCUUGAUGUCAUGCUGAGCAAGCGCGUGGGUAGAAUCAAUACGAACGAGGAGAACUUUGUCACUGGGCUCAGGUUCGAGGAUGGAGAGGAGAUGGAGUGCUCAACGAUCUGCUUUGCGAUUGGUAUCAAACCACGAGACGAGCUGGCACGGAAGGCUGGCGUCAAGUGCGCAGAUCGAGGUGGCGGUAUUGUUGUCAACCCUGACCUUUCAACAUCCAUACCUGACAUCUACGCCAUCGGCGAGUGCGCAAGCUGGGAAAGUCAGACUUUCGGCCUCAUCGCGCCGGGCGUAGAGAUGGCCGAUGUACUCGCAUUCAAUCUUACUCAAGCGAAGGCACACUCACCGCGGAAAUUCAAGCGCCCUGAUCUUAGCACCAAGCUGAAGCUCCUCGGUGUUGAAGUCGCAAGCUUUGGUGACUUUUUUGCGGAUCGCGAUGGCCCCAAAGAGCUGCCCGCCAGGCGUGGAGGUGGGAAAAUCAAGGAAGGUACGAUUGAUAGCAAAGAUCGCGUCAAGAACAUGACUGAGGGUCCCGCUCCGCCUCCAGUGAAAGCGCUUACCUACAAAGACCCCUUUCAGCAGGUGUACAAGAAGUACCUCUUCACCACCGACGGCAAGUACCUACUUGGAGGCAUGAUGAUUGGGGACACCAAAGACUACGUCAAGCUGGUGCCAAUGGUUAAGGGACAGAAGCCACUCGAGAUACCGCCAGGUGAACUAAUUGUCGCUGCUGGACAGGGAGACGACAAUCCUGACGAUCUUGCCGAUGACACCCAGAUCUGCUCGUGCCACAAUGUUCUCAAAGGUGAUGUUGCCAGGGCCGUCAAGGAUGGAACCUGCAAGAGCAUCGGCGACGUCAAGACCUGCACGAAGGCUGGCACUGGUUGUGGUGGCUGCAUGCCGCUCGUCCAAACCAUCUUCAACAAGACCAUGGCAUCAAUGGGACAGGAAGUGAAGAACUAUCUUUGCCCGCAUUUCGAGUACUCUCGUGCCGAUCUUUUCAACAUUAUCUACGUCAAGAAGCUCAAGGACUUUCCGGAAGUAAUGAAGCAAUGCGGCAAGGAUCCAGAGUCUGUCGGCUGCGAGUCCUGCAAGCCGACAAUCGCCUCAAUCCUCGCCUCCCUCUUCAACAAGCACAUCGUCGAUCCACCACACCGUGGUCUCCAGGACACCAACGAUAGAUUUUUGGCGAACAUCCAGCGGAACGGUACUUUCUCGGUUAUUCCACGCGUUUCUGCUGGCGAGAUCACGCCCGAGAAACUCAUCAUCAUCGGCACCGUUGCGAAGAAAUAUGGUCUUUACACCAAGAUUACGGGUGGCCAGCGUAUUGACAUGUUUGGCGCCAAGAAGCAGGAUCUGAUAAAUAUCUGGACCGAGCUCAUCGAAGGCGGCAUGGAGAGCGGUCACGCUUACGCCAAGUCCCUACGUACAGUCAAGAGCUGUGUUGGCACCACGUGGUGUCGGUUUGGUAUCGGCGACAGUGUAGGCAUGGCCGUACGGCUGGAGGAACGUUACAAGAGUAUCCGUUCACCUCACAAGAUCAAGGGCGGUGUUUCUGGCUGCGUGCGCGAGUGCGCCGAAGCACAGAACAAGGACUUCGGUCUCAUCGCGACAGAGAAGGGCUUCAACGUCUUCGUUGGAGGCAACGGCGGUGCCAAGCCGCGCCACUCAGAACUGCUAGCGACGGACGUGCCACCAGACGAUGUCAUUCCCAUGUUAGACCGCUACCUCAGCUUCUACAUCCGGACAGCAGACAAGCUCCAACGAACAGCACGGUGGAUCGAAAACUUGCCCGGAGGCAUCAAGUAUCUACGGGAGGUUAUCCUAGAGGACAAGCUCGGCAUAUGCAAGGACCUCGAGCAGCAGAUGGAAGACUUGGUGGGAAGUUUCUUCUGCGAAUGGACCGAAGUGGUCAAGAACCCCGAACGCCGCAAACUUUUCUCCCAGUUCAUUAACACCGACGAGAACAUUCUCGACCCCGUCGAGGCAGUGGAAGAGCGCGGCCAGAGACGCCCAGCCUACUGGCCCAAGGAAUCCAUUAAGGAGGAUUUCCGCGGCACCAAGUGGAGUGAACUAUCCUGGCAGCCGAUGGUGGAAGCCUCCAAAUUCAAAGACGUCCCGACCGGCGACAGCGCAGCCCUCAAGCGGGGCGACACCCAACUCGCCCUUUUCAAAAUCAAGGGCAAGUACUACUGCACGCAGCAGAUGUGCCCGCACAAGCGUGCCUUCGUACUGUCGGACGGCCUGAUCGGCGACGACCUCAAGACCGGCAAGCUCUGGGUCAGCUGUCCGUACCACAAGCGGAACUACGAGCUCGGCGGCCCGGACGCAGGAAAGUGCGGCAAUGACGACCAAGUCAACAUCGCUACUUUCCCUGUCGAGGAGCGCGACGAUGGGUGGGUGUAUGUCAAGUUGCCGCCGGUUGAGGAGCUGGAUUCUGUGCUCGGUACGUCGAAGUGGAAGGUUAAGAAGACGGAUACGGAAGAUCCGUUUGCGUCGCUAGAUAAGAAGCUGAAGAAUGGUAUGGGCUUCAAGGGCCGAAAGGGACAGCAGGCGAGUCACUUAGAGGGUGCGCCGGGAGAGAAGGGUCGGGCGGCGGAGAUUCUGGCUGGAAGGGAAAAGGCUGUUGGUGGUAUGGAUUGGUGA